GACUUUAAAUAUUUCUAGGACUAAUUAGCUUUUUUUUAUUUGAAAUAUAUAUAUAUACAUACAUAUAUAUUUAUAUAUAUUUAUAUGUAUAUAUAUGUAUAUAUAUUUUCUUUUUUAUUGAAUUAUGAUCAAAUAACAAAAAAGGCUUUAAAGGAUUUUUCUAAUUUACUUUCUACCUUUAAAAUAAAAACCAUACCUCAUAUUCAUCUAUUAGAAAUAUAA
Phytomonas sp. Hart1 is the source of this 222-nucleotide messenger RNA. The record is from the annotation of a GenBank genome assembly. NCBI's taxonomy places the organism in Eukaryota, Euglenozoa, Kinetoplastea, Trypanosomatida, Trypanosomatidae.